Molecule: messenger RNA, 231 nt
Organism: Diaporthe citri
Lineage: Eukaryota; Fungi; Ascomycota; Sordariomycetes; Diaporthales; Diaporthaceae
Exons: 1
Coding region: 1-231 (76 amino acids)
Source: RefSeq, a predicted model, not a curated record
AUGCCAGGUCUUUUAGUCCGGGGGAAGCCCAGCAGCAACGCGUCGGAAUGGCUCAACGGCGCCCGGGACGGCGUCUAUAUCCGAAUGACCCCGAAAUACAGCAAGGCUGGCAAAUUCAGCAUCACAGAAUGGUCCUGCGGCAAUUACUGCCUCGCCGUCGUCGACAAUGGGGUUCGGCGGGCAUGCCCUAGCACCGAGGCUGCUCUGACCAUCGACACCCUGAACAAGUAG